AUGAGAAGAACUCCUCCAUUGACCUAUGGCAACACUGCUGUCAACUCUCGCUCCAACGCAACAGCUCCAAUGAAUAUUCACAAUACUCGUUAUUCUCCAACCAAGAUUCAAAAACCAAAGAAAACGAGCCCAAGCAAAUUCCUCUCUCCCAAAACACUGAUGAAUAGUGCUCGUUUGGCAGCUGCAACUUCUCAUCAGGUUCCUGUCAAACAAUGUCUCUAUUAUGGAAGAGGAGGUUCGAACCAGCAACAACCACAAGUCAAGAUCUUGACAGACCCACAGCAACAACCACAGGUCUUUACAACUGCUUUGAAUCAGCAAUUUUCAUCCGUUUCCUCUCAACAAACCAAAUAUGGUCAUCAAAGUUUCCCAAUGGUCGUUUCUGCAACGAACAAAAAUUUAUCGUCCUACAAUGCAACCACUCAGCGAUCAGCUCAAAUAAGUUCGAACAUAAUUGGUACGACACAAAACAAGCAAUUGCAACAACCAAACAACCUAAUAUUGACUCAAAAACAAGAAACAAAUUGCUCGACAGCUUCUUCCCAUCAUAGACAUUAUCAUCACCACUUUUCGAACGAUCAACAAGCGUUGUCCUUUCAAAACUCUCUCAAUUACAGGAUUCUGAAUCCUCAACCUGUUGCUCCUUCUUCAGAGAUCUAUAACAACUUGACAUCUGCCACCAUGGGUCAAAGUCAUUCUGCCAACAACAACAACUCUUCGGGUUGUAGCGUGACACUCACUCAGCCUGUUUCGAAUCCUCAUAGCAGACAAGCCACCAUGGUCACCAUGAAGAGCAGCAGCACAAGCUCCUUACCCAUUCCCACUUCUUCAAUUACUCCAUUGUCAGGUGAAGUCUAUUCGAACAAUACGAGUGUCAACUCGUCUCUUGCUUCUAUUACAACCUCAAGCACUUCCAUCAGUGCCAUUUCGACUCGAAGUAGUGUCUCAAGUAAUGUGAGCUCUCUCAGUAUUGGAAGUGACAUUUCAGAUUCUCUCAAAUACAGCCAUGAUCCACGUGGAACCACAACAACAAGUACAAGAUUCACCUGGAACAAUCUUCCAACCACUUCAUCGUUUACAAACACUAAUGUUCCCUCAAACACCAACCAACAAGGACAUGGACUCGAUAAAAAGACAGAGCCCUUCUCAGAGAGAAAGUCAACCCGAUCGAUCGAACCUUCCAUUAAGGAAGAUGAGAUUUCUUCACAGCAACAGUCCUCCUCCAUUCAUAACAAACAAUUGGGCCUAACAUGGUCUCCUACCAAACUCCAACGAGCUCAAGAACGAACCAAGAGACAAAUCCUAAGUGUCUUGUUGUCACCUUCGAGUUCUGAUUCUGACGAAGAAGAGGAAGAGAUCUUUGCCAAGAUUCAACAACGCUAUAAUGAGGCAACUCUCAGAAUUAACUCAAUCAUUAACUCGACACUACCUGGUGUGACCAACCCAACGACAACAACGACAACAUCCACAUCGACUAACAUCACCAAUGUACAUAAUAAUAAUCAAACAACAACCAUCAGUGCUAACCCAUCGCAACAAAAGCCCCAACCUAAGGCAGCUCCUCAACUCUCCUCAAGUGCUGACAGUAAUGGAAGUAGUAACUCACGAUCACGACCUCUCACAUUCAAGACUCAAAAUUUGACAAGUUCCCUACAACAAGAAAAGGAUCGUAUUGAGGGUUUGUAUUUACCUCCAAUUGUCUUCCCACCAAAGAAUGUCAACAACAACUUUGAGAUUCAUGAAGACAACAAGAUGAUCUCCCUGAUGCUUCAACAAGACAAGACCUCAUGCAAUAGUUCUUUCGAGAGUGGUUGUAGUAGCAUGGAGUAUUCCACUCCUAACUCUUCCAGUGAGACUUGUCAAGGAAACCAAGCACUCUCUCACAGAUAUCCUCAAACCAAUAAUCGAUACAGUGGUGUUGUGAGUAGUGUGCUUGAUACUUUGUUUGAGAAUUGUGAAGAACGAACGGUCAUGUUCGAUGACGACGAAGACGAUGAAGAUCUCCUUAGUAUCGGUCACUCACCCAUGUUUUCGAGUCCAAGUUCUUUAGGAAUGGAAGAUUGCAGCCUGUCGUCGUAUGACGGCGAAGAGAGUCCAGCACUUUCUCCAGAAAGCAUUCGACAAGAGGCUCUCAAGAUGGAACGAGAUCUCUUCUUCGAUCGAGUUCCUCCUGAAGCUCGACUCAAGAUUGACGACUUCUCAGUGGAGGUCAGAAGCUUUGGAUCGACCUCUUCUCGACACAUUCCAACCAUCACAUUGGUGGCUCAUUGCUUGAACCAAAUUUUCUUGAAUGGAAGCAAAGCCACUUCACUCUUCCUUGAACGAAUGAUGAGCAUUGUGUGUGAUCGUGCUGAGAUUGAUCAUCGAUGUCUCUUAUCUGCCUUGUUCUUUAUGGUCAAGCUUCAAAAUCCAUCCUUUAUUCAGAAUGAAAACAACAUGUCACUCUUCAGUUGUGAUCCUACUUCCUCAAAGAAUCAGGUGGCCAGUAUUUCCACCAAGAAUUUCAUGUUUGUCUUUCAUGUCUGUCUCAUGAUUUCCUCAAAGAUUAAUGAGGACAAUUAUUACAACAACAAGACCUUCUUCAAGUACAUGGCUCCCAAUGAAUUUAGAUUAAUGUUCCAUUCGUUCAAUAUGGACAUGGCAUUUGAUUACAUGCCAGACAUGAGACGUGUCAUGGUCAAGGAAGAUGGAAGUGUUCCAAUCUUUCCAGUGUUGAGCUGUAGUGAGAGAUUCCACAGCCAAACGCUUGCCAAUGAACAUCAAAAGAAACUCUUCCAACAAUUUAACAAGACUGAAGUGAACAUUACACGAAUGUUGAAUUAUGAUGUUUGUGUGAAGGAACAAGAAUUGUACAACUUUUUACACAAGCUUGAACGAGUGAAUGAAAGCUUGUUGUCAUGUUAA
This is a messenger RNA of Naegleria lovaniensis, 2904 nucleotides long. RefSeq lists its product as uncharacterized. Bases 1 to 2904 code for a protein of 967 amino acids. The record is from RefSeq and is a predicted model, not a curated record. The transcript has a single exon. Lineage: Eukaryota; Heterolobosea; Eutetramitea; Acrasida; Naegleriidae.